GGUAGCGAUUAAAAUGGGGAUGAAGCAGCAGGAAGAGUAUGAUGGCGAUGGUGCUGCUGCUGUUUCUUCCACACAGAAAAUGGUGUUUGCUUACUAUGUCACUGGUCAUGGAUUUGGCCACGCAACUCGUGUUGCGGAGGUGGUGAGGCAUCUAAUCCUUGCUGGUCAUGAUGUUCAUGUGGUCACUGCUGCUCCUGAAUUUGUUUUCACCAACGAAGUGCAUUCUCCUCGCUUAUUCUUUCGCAAGUUGGUUUUGGAGUGUGGAGCUGUUCAAUCAGAUGCUUUGACAGUCGAUCCCCUUGCCACUUUGGAGAGGUAUACUGAGGAAACAGUGAAGCCCCGUGCUGGUAUCUUGGUAAAAGAAGCAGAGUGGCUGAAAUUCAUCAAUGCUGACUUAGUGGUAUCUGAUGUUGUCUCCACUGUAUGUCGUGUAGCAGCCGAUGUUGGUAUACCCUCUGUUUGUGUGGCCAAUUUCAGUUGGGACAUCAUCUAUCUGGAUUAUGUCAUGGCUGCUGGACCUGAUUCUCGUUCGAUAGUUUUGCAGAUAGCUGAAGACUAUUCUAAUUGCAAUUUCCUUAUCCGCCUUCCAGGAUAUUGCCCAAUGCCCGCUUUUCGCAAUGUUAUUGAUGUGCCUCUUGUUGUGAGGAGGCUGUAUAAAUCCACAGAAGAGGUGAGGGAAGAACUAGGGAUAGCAGACAAUGUGAAACUAGUCAUUCUCAACUUUGGUGGCCAGCCAUCAGAAUUGAAACUGAAGGAGGAGUUUUUGCCUUCUGGUUGGUUGUGCCUGGUUUGUGGUGCUUCUGACACUCAAGACCUUCCUGCAAACUUCAAAAAACUUCCCAAAAAUGUUUAUACACCUGAUAUUAUUGCAGCAUCUGACUGCAUGAUCGGAAAACUUGGAUAUGGCAGUGUGAGUGAAGCCCUGGCAUACAAGUGUCCUUUUGUCUUUGUACAUAGAGAAUAUUUCAAUGAAGAACCUUUUCUAAGAAAAAUGCUUGAACAUUAUCAAGGUGGCAUUGAAAUGAGUAGGAAUGAUUUACUCUCUGGUCAUUGGAAACCUUAUCUUGAACGGGCAAUGAGUUUGAAGCCAUGCUAUGAAGAAAGCAUCAAUGGUGGGGAGGUGGCAGCCCAGAUCUUGCAGGAGAUUGCUUUGGGAAAAUAUCAUGCUUCAGUCAAUCAUAGCGAGGCAAAAAGAUCGUGUGAUGCCGCAGUUCCAGAUGAUCAACGACGAAGAGCCAUUGGUCAAGAUGAUAUUUUGAUCCCAGAAUGGUAUGCAAAUGCUGGAAAACAACUUGAUUGCUAAUCAUCAUAUUUGUUCUUCAUGGAAAUGUUGAAGGUUUUCCAAGAUACCUCUUUGCUUUGAGAAACAAACAAUGCUGGCGAUUAAGGUUAUGCUGCUCUUCAACUAUAGGGACAUGAUCAUGUCAUAUGAAAGUAAUCACGUUUAUAAAUUUAUUUGUAAUUGAUAAAAAGUUCAAAAUAUUUCUAAAGAAAAUGAAGUGCAUGGCCUGUAAAAUAUAUAUUUCAGAUACAUCUUAAGCAUAAUAUGUAACCCCUUAUUUUCACAUUUGGGAACUCACUUUAACCUUAUUCUAAAAUUUGACGAUUCUCAACAAAAUGUUAUUCUUCUACUGU
Molecule: messenger RNA, 1635 nt
Organism: Arachis ipaensis
Lineage: Eukaryota; Viridiplantae; Streptophyta; Magnoliopsida; Fabales; Fabaceae
Product: L-arabinokinase
Source: RefSeq, a predicted model, not a curated record